Molecule: messenger RNA, 1363 nt
Organism: Tarenaya hassleriana
Lineage: Eukaryota; Viridiplantae; Streptophyta; Magnoliopsida; Brassicales; Cleomaceae
Product: nicotianamine synthase 3
Exons: 1
Coding region: 78-1073 (331 amino acids)
Biological process (GO): nicotianamine biosynthetic process
Molecular function (GO): nicotianamine synthase activity
Source: RefSeq, a predicted model, not a curated record
ACGAGUUCAUGCCAUGCCACCACAGACCACAAAAAAAAAAUUCCAAUCUCUCUUGCAAAUAACCUCAUAGUGUCGACAUGGGUUGCCAAGAUGAUCGCUUGGUGAACAAAAUCUGCGAUCUCUACGACCGGAUCUCGAAGCUCGAGAGCCUGAAACCCUCGGAAAAUGUCGACACUUUGUUCAAGGAGCUCGUCUCCACAUGCAUACCACCAAACCCUAACGUCGACGUCACCAAGAUGUGCGAAAAAGUCCAAGAAAUCAGAGCAAAUCUCAUCAAGAUUUGCGGUGAAGCCGAAGGGUAUUUAGAAAACCAUUUCUCUUCGAUUUUAACGUCUUUUAACGACAACCCACUUCAUCAUUUGGAUGUUUUUCCUUAUUACACGAACUAUCUGAAACUCAGCAAGCUCGAGUUCGACCUCCUUACACAACACUUGAACUGUUCUCUUCCAAAGACUGUCGCUUUCGUCGGUUCUGGCCCUCUUCCUCUCACUUCCAUUGUUUUGGCGAGGUUUCACCUCAAAGACACAACCUUUCACAACUUCGAUGUCGACCCAUCUGCGAAUUCUCUCGCCUCCCGUCUGGUUUCGUCUGAUCCCGACCUCUCCCAGCGCAUGUUCUUCCACACAACUGAUAUCAUGGAUGUUACAGAGAGAUUGAAGGACUUCGAUGUCGUGUUCUUGGCUGCUUUAGUUGGGAUGGACAAAGCAGAUAAAGUUAAAGUGAUCGAGCAUUUGCAGAAACACAUGGCUCCUGGAGCUGUGCUCAUGCUGAGGAGUGCUCAUGGUCCGAGAGCGUUUCUGUAUCCGAUCGUCGAACCGCGUGAUCUGAAGGGCUUUGAGGUUUUGUCGAUUUACCAUCCGACAGAUGAAGUCAUCAACUCAGUUGUUGUCUCCAGGAAGUUUGGUAGUGUUGCUGAUUCAGGGAAUGCUAACAACAAUGACGUUCAUCAGAUCGAACAAGCUGGUCUCUCGUGCAUGUUCAUGCCCUGCAACUGUUCCAAGAUCCACGCGAUUAUGAACAAGAAGAAGAACAUGAUCGAGGAGUUUAGCGCCAUCGAGGAACAAUUCUCCUAGAAUAAGCGGGGUUUUUUCCCUGGUUGAUUUCAGGCGUAUAUAUACAACACAUACGUAUUAUAAAUGUAUGCGUAUGUAUACGCUUUGUCUCGUUGUUUCCUGAGUUUUUAUGACUCAGAAUUGUGUUUCCUUUCUUUGUCUGUUCUUCUCCGAUUUCCAAGGGUUCUUUUUCUUGUUAUUGCAGCUUCAUAAGCUGUUGUGUCUCUGGUCUGCGUCUGGUCAAUACUCUACAUUUGAAGUAAAAGGCAUCAACUUAAUGAUUUUUCAGUCUAUGUUUAUUAUGUGUGUUA